CUUGCAUCACUUCCAACCCAGUUUUGAACUCUGUUUACUUGGCCAUCUAACACACCAAGGGCGCACAAAUGCCCACUUCACCGUGCUCCAGACAUAAAGGACCUGCUCCCGCAUGGAGGACCUCCUGCUCCGAGGACUGCAAUCCGUGUGUGUUUGUGUAUGUGUGCGUGAUUUGCAUAUAUGCAGGCCAAGUCGAGCAGCAGCCGCAGCAACAACAAGUGCAACCAAAACAAAGAUGCUGCGCUCCUGACACUGAAACCCGCACAAGGCCAAUCGACGAAAUCAGGCCACGCACACGAAUCCCGACACGGUGGCGGUGGCGAUGGCGAUGGCGAUGGCGAUGACGAUGGCGAUGUAGAUGACGUAGCGUUGCGAUGCGAUGCCCCCGGCAAUCAGCCUGCCACAGCCUACUACAGAAGGCCGGCUUUCCCAGACCCGGAGACACUGUCACUCCCACUCGUACUCCCGAACAUAUCCCAAACCCAAAAGCAGAGGUAACUGCACUCAGUCCUACACGGCGAACAAAUGCUAGCUAACACUUUUCGAAGAUAUGCCAGAUAUUAGCUACAGUAAUCUA
Drosophila simulans is the source of this 577-nucleotide messenger RNA. RefSeq lists its product as uncharacterized. The record is from RefSeq and is a predicted model, not a curated record. Bases 181 to 498 code for a protein of 105 amino acids. Lineage: Eukaryota; Metazoa; Arthropoda; Insecta; Diptera; Drosophilidae. The transcript has a single exon.